Brassica oleracea var. oleracea is the source of this 1691-nucleotide messenger RNA. RefSeq names its product pentatricopeptide repeat-containing protein At5g27460. The coding region runs from base 68 to 1504 and encodes 478 amino acids. The transcript is spliced from 2 exons. Gene Ontology annotation, cellular component: mitochondrion. The record is from RefSeq and is a predicted model, not a curated record. Lineage: Eukaryota; Viridiplantae; Streptophyta; Magnoliopsida; Brassicales; Brassicaceae. Gene Ontology annotation, molecular function: protein binding.
GAUUGCUUUAGAAACUCCUUCUUCUCUCCAGCCUCACACAUCUGCAAGGCUGCAACAUCCAAGUACAAUGUAUAGCAGGAUUCGCUUGGCUGCGAAGACGAGUUUCUUAGCGAGGCUCCUGUCUUCAAGCGCCUCCACGGAUACGUUGAAGAAGAUACUGAGAAAUAACUCUGUCCCCUCCCUGCUUCAACAACGCGUCGACUCGGGUCACCCCGUCACGUUAUCGGAGCUCCGGUUCAUCUCCAAUCGCCUAAUCAGAUCGAACCGUCACGAUCUCGCACUCCAGAUGAUGGAGUGGAUGGAGACUCGAAAAGACGUUAACUUUAGUGCCUACGACACUGCUCUUAAGCUGGAACUGAUCAUCAAAGCCCGUGGCUUGAAACAAGCCGAGGAAUAUUUCGAGCAGCUUCAAAGCUCUGUUUCAGCAGCUAGAUCAGCUUACCCCCCUCUCCUCCGUGGCUAUGUUAAAGGUAGGUUGGUUCAAGAAGCUGAAGCUCUCAUGGAGAAGCUGAAUGUAUUGGGGUUUCUUGUAACUCCGCACCCGUUCAACGAGAUGAUGAAGCUUUACGAAGCGACUCGUCAGUAUGAGAAAGUAGUGAUGGUGAUUCGGUUGAUGAAGAGGAACAAGAUACCGAGGAAUGUUCUUUCUUAUAAUCUCUGGAUGAACGCGUGCUGCGAAGCGUCAGGCGUUGGAGAUGUGGAGAGUGUUUAUGGGGAGAUGGUUGGGGACAAGAGUGUUGAAGUUGGGUGGAGCUCGUUGUGUACUCUAGGGAAUGUUUAUGUUAAGGCUGGUUUUGUUGAGAAGGCUAAGUUGGUGCUUGAGAGUGCAGAGAAGAAGUUGAAUAGGAGUAAUAGGCUUGGAUACUUCUUCCUCAUCACUAUGUAUGCUUCUUUGGGAAACAAGGAAGGAGUUGUUCGUUUGUGGGAAGGUUCCAAGUCUGUUUCCGGGAGGAUGACUUGUGCAAACUACAUAUGUGUGUUGUCCUCCUUGGUGAGACUUGGUGAUCUUACAGAGGCUGAGAGGGUGUUUGAGGAGUGGGAGGAGAAAUGCUGUAACUAUGAUGUUAGAGUCUCUAAUGUUCUUUUGGGUGCUUACACUCGUAAUGGACUGAUCCGCGAAGCCGAGUCCUUGCAUAACCGUGUGUUGGAGAGAGGAGGCAGUCCAAACUACAAGACUUGGGAGAUUUUGAUGGAGGGAUGGGUGAAAUGUCAAAGUAUGGAGAAAGCUAUUGAUGCUAUGCACCGAGCAUUCGAGCUAAUGAAGGGAUGUCACUGGAGACCGUCUCAAAGAAUCGUCAUGGCCAUUGCUGAGUACUUUGAGAAGGGGGAGAAAAUGGAGGAAGCAAACAUAUAUGUUAGAGAUUUGCAUCGUAUUGGUCUUGCAAGUUUGCCGUUGUAUAGAUUGUUACUUAGAAUGCAUGAACAUGUCCAGAGGCCAGCUUCUCACAUCUAUGAUAUGAUGAAGUCAGACAACAUUCAAAUGGCUGAGGGGAGUUUGAGAUAGAAUCAAAGAAUGUAACCUUGUAUGCAAAGUUUCAUACUUACUUUCAACAUGUCCAUUAUAAUGCAUUCAUGUCUACAAUUAAACAACAAAAAGAGUGAAGAUACUUCACACGGUAAAAACACUUACAUUCAAUACAUCAGUAGUAAAAAAAUGGACUCUUUAUAUAUGUAAUUGCAGCCUUCAUCCA